UGAGAAGCUUUGCAGCAUGCUGACCUCUUGUCUCCUUCAGAUUUGUUUUUGUCAUGAUGAAAGGUGGAGAGCGGCAUAGAAGAUGGCAAACAAUAGCAGCUGUGUUGCUCUUCUGUUGUUUAGCUAUUGGUUUAACUUAUUUUAGCUGGCGAAGACUAACUGACGCAGUCAAAGUGGGUAAAGGUUCUGAAGUAAAAGAAGAUGAAUUUAAUGGGAAGGAGUUUGAGUCCAGUCCUUUCUCAGCUGUUGCCACAGAAAUGGGAUUAAGUGAUGCCUCAAUCCAAACCGACAGCAAAGAGGACAAUAUGAUUGAAGCCACUGCAUGGCGCAGCUCUAAUUCUUCACUUCACUGCGGUCGUAACAAAAUGAAAUUCAAAGUGAUGGGACCGGGUGCUACUGAACUACAACUGGACAUGGGCAAUGCAGACCCAGUACUUCUAAGCCAGGUGCCUGAAGCUUGUGGUAUCUUGGUGAAUCAGACUGUGCUUGGACUUGUUCUACUUGUUCGUUACGAUAGCUGUGCUGUUAAACAAGAGAAUGGGACACAUGUCUUGACAAUGCGAUUGAGGGACAGAGUUGUUAAUAUAACUUGCACCAUAUUGCCAGAUGCUGAAGCCAACACAACAGAGCCUGUUGAGCAUCCUUUAAAAGCUCCUUUACCACACAAGUCCCUGAACCUUUAUCGUAUGAAACGGCAUUUAAGAUGGCCUCCCAUGUAUGUUCCUUGUAGUCCAUAUCGCCGUUUUCCACUCUGCCUGUAUACCCCACCUGCACCACCUACUAGGAGUACAACUACUACCACCACCACUACUGCUGCCCCAACACGCCCACCUAUAAUGAAUCCCCACUUCUGGAAAAAGCUCCUUGACCUCUACCCGUUGUAUAGUCACUACUUUCAAGGCCAUGCACAACCCCUGCAGCACUAUUACCAUUCUUUCAAGUACCCAGACUGGCUAACACACCUGCAAUCAACUCAGAAGCCUCAGAUGUUUAACCACCCCUUCCAUCACUUCUAUGAAGGGUAUCUUACUCCCACAACAACAAAGCAGACAACUACACCCAAGAUGACAACGUCAAGCAGUCACUGCCCACACUCUAGGCAGUUUGGUCCUUAUGACAGGUUCCAUUUGGCUCCAAGAGUGUCAUUUGGCAACAGUGAAAUCCCAGAGGACCAGCAAGAUUUUUCAGAGCAGAGUCCUAGAUCUGGAUACAAUGAUCCAGUGAAUCAUGGCUCCUUCUGGGAGUCCUUUCCUUUGCUUUACCACUCGGCAACCAAAGAUAAUCCACACUUUGACUGGGAGGACCUAACCCCUAAAUGAGUGUCAAGGCUCUCCUGUAAAGGUCUGACUGUCCUCCCUUUUUUUUAGAUGCUUGUCUUGAGAGUUUAAUAAACAAGUUUAACUUGAA
This is a messenger RNA of Girardinichthys multiradiatus, 1407 nucleotides long. RefSeq lists its product as uncharacterized. The coding region runs from base 54 to 1319 and encodes 421 amino acids. The record is from RefSeq and is a predicted model, not a curated record. NCBI's taxonomy places the organism in Eukaryota, Metazoa, Chordata, Actinopteri, Cyprinodontiformes, Goodeidae. The transcript has 4 exons.